Dictyostelium discoideum AX4 is the source of this 282-nucleotide messenger RNA. RefSeq lists its product as hypothetical. Bases 1 to 282 code for a protein of 93 amino acids. The record is from RefSeq and is a predicted model, not a curated record. Lineage: Eukaryota; Evosea; Eumycetozoa; Dictyosteliales; Dictyosteliaceae. The transcript has a single exon.
AUGAAAGAAAGAACUUCUGUUGAGUGCCCACAUUUAGAUCUUUCUGUUGAAGAAGCUGAGGAAAAUAGUAGUAAAUACCUGUGGCUAUUAACAGAUCCAGAUGAAUUUCCAAUGUUUAAACCCAGUGUAUGUACGGCCGACUGUAAAGAAAAAAUGGUAAAAAUAAUUGACAUUAUCCUUUUUAAACAUUAUAAAUUCUCAAGAGAUUACUUUGAAGAUUGCAAAAUGGUUUUUGGUCAAGGAGCAGAUGGUAUGAGCCUCGGUGAAUAUAUCAUGUAUUGA